Spinacia oleracea (spinach) is the source of this 2823-nucleotide messenger RNA. RefSeq names its product protein ALTERED XYLOGLUCAN 9. Lineage: Eukaryota; Viridiplantae; Streptophyta; Magnoliopsida; Caryophyllales; Amaranthaceae. Gene Ontology annotation, cellular component: Golgi apparatus. Bases 658 to 1704 code for a protein of 348 amino acids. The record is from RefSeq and is a predicted model, not a curated record. The transcript is spliced from 2 exons. Gene Ontology annotation, molecular function: acetyltransferase activity. Gene Ontology annotation, biological process: xylan biosynthetic process.
CGAUUGUAAAAUCAUCCCAAACAACGAGCGAAUGUGUGUUUUACAACUAGAACCGCAUUUGAGAGUUGAGUCAAGUGACGACGCCCCAUUGCCAAGAACCAUCCUUCAUCUUCACGAUUCUCCAUCGUCGUUUGUUGCAUCGCCAUUCCUUGACAUUGACAGCUCGCCAUCUUUCUCUCUCUUCCCCUGUUGUUCCCCCAUUUCAAUCACACCCUUAUUCCACAGUUUCCGCCAUUGCAGCACCUUUAACUUUUAAGGUAAUCUCUCCUCUUCAAACUCCUACUACUUCUCUCAAACUACUUGAUUCAAAUGCAAAAAACUAAGAAAUGAACUGAAGAUGUAUCGUAUAGACAGAUCAAAGUCUUCGACUUUUUCACCUUUUUGGGAAUUAAUUGAUUGAUUUUCUGGGGGUUUUUGUUAGUUUUCAAACUACUCGAUUCUACAUCCCAGAAUACUGAAUCCAAAAAGAUUAUUGAUUAGGCAGAUCAAAAUCGUGUAUUUCCCUUUUUUGGGAAUUAAUUGAUGGAAUAGAUGGGGUUUUGUUAGUUUCAGCUACUCGAUUCAACGGAAAAAAUACUGAAUACCCAGAUCAUAAUCUUCGAAUUCUCCCCUUAUUUGGGGAUUUAAAUAUUUAAUGGGGUAUUUUUAGUUUUGACAAUGAUUGGCGCCGUCCAAUUAGGGGUAUUGGCGGCUUGUAUAGUAGUUCUUGUUCCAAUGGCGUUAGCAGGGUGGCAUUUAAGCCGCAACAAGGUGUUAUUCUUUGGUGGUGCUCUUUUCAUCUCUCUUGCUGUUGCUGUUCAUCUUUUUCCUUACUUUCCUUCAAUCACUGAUUUCUUUCCCGAUGUUUCUUCAUCAUCAUCAUCUUCAUCUUCAACGUUAGUAGUUCUUGAAAAUCGUGAAUCUUGUCUGUCAUUUCUUCACCGGAUCCAAUGGAGGAAUCACCCUAGAAAUGUGAACAUUUCUAGUUCAUGGAAAUGGGUCUUAUCAGACGAGAAUGUGUUAGCUUGUGAUUUUCAGAAAUUGGGUAGGAAUGAUGUUGGAGAUUUGCUUAAUGGAUCCUGGGUUAUGGUUGCGGGGGACUCGCAAGCUCGAUUGUUUGUUCUCUCGUUGUUGGAUUUGGUGUUGUUUGAGGAAGAAAUGGUUUCGGUUCGAGGGGAUUUGUUUAAGAGGCAUAGUGAUUACCAUUUGGUUGUUGAUAGAGUUGGGUUGAAGUUGGAUUUUGUUUGGGCACCUUAUGUUAAUAAUUUGACUCACAUGGUACUGGGGUUGAAUAGGAAUCACAGCUGCCCUGAUGUUCUGGUCAUGGGUUCUGGUCUUUGGCAUAUGCUCCAUGUUAAUAAUGCAACACAUUAUGAUUCUUCGUUGCAGCUUCUGAGUCGUUCUUUGAUGCCGUUGUUGGUGGGUAAAUCUCAGCCCCAUUUGUUUUGGUUGGGGAUGCCGACAUUGGUAAACUCGAUGCUGAAUACUGAAGAGAAGAGAGAGAAAAUGAGUAGUGAGACACUAUAUGCUUAUGAGUUAGGGUUUCGUGGUGCUAAGCUUUUACGGCCUGGUGGCCCAUUUGUGUUGUUGGAUAUUCAGUCUUUGAGUGAGAAUUGUGGGGUAAGAUGUACAGAAGAUGGAAUGCAUUAUGACGGGGUUGUAUAUGAAGCAGCAGUCCAUGUCAUGCUUAAUGCUCUUCUCAUCCAAUCUCAACAAAAAUUGUAGUGAUGGCAUGGCCGUUCUCUGAUACUGAUUACUAGUAGCAUCUCUGAUGGAUCCUAAGCUUUCGGUCUUCUGUAAGAGAUUGCUUCAUCACUGUACUCACGUAUCUUAGGUGUUGCCUGAGUCAAUACUAAGGCAAAUGAGACUGCGCUGCUGGACUUUUCUUGAGCAGAGGGCCAAAGUCAAAAUAACGGUGAUCCUAUUUUAUUGUGUGGCUGGAAAAAAGUAAAAAGACACUGCCUACCUGGCUAAUGGUAUUGUAUUAAUUGUUGUUGGAAAUGCCAGAGGGUUAUGAGAUGACCUUAAUCUCCAAAACAAGUCUUCGUUGGCAGUUUUCGCAUGCGUAUAGAUCAUCUGUAUGGUCUUGUGCCAAUGUCUAUAGUUUCAGGAUCCUUUUACUUGAAAUGUUCCUUGAAAGAGGCCUACAAAUUAAAAGUUAAAGGACAAUCUCGAAUAUCUUAGUUAAGUCAGCUUUUUGCCUGAAAGCGUGACCCGGAUGAUCAUACGUUACUAUAGCAAUACGUUGUUGAAGGCCUCUAUUCUUGGGGAUUGAAUUUUCUUGCUCCGCUGAGCAACAAUGAGGAUGAGGAUGAUGAUGAUGACAGUUUUCAAUGAGGGUAAUCCAACUGAAAAUUUGAGUUUUCUGUUGAUGAUGACCAUCAUCAUAGUUUGAAAGAGUGGAACUAUUACACUGACAGCAUCUGUCAAUUACAGUUACAAUUCCCAUCAGAUGCAACUGCAGGCCCUCUUCACCUGGAUGAUUUGCUUCCUGGAAAACAGCCUCUCUGUGACAACAAUAAGGGUAAAGCUGCAUACAAUUGGAUCUUCCCCUAGACCCUGCUGUGGCGGCAGCCCUGGGUACGACCUGGAUGAUUUUCCCAUGGACAAGAAGCCUUGUUUUUUCUGUCUUGUUUUUAUUGUCUACUGUAUGUAUUAAGGAUUUAAUUACCCUUUUACAGUGUGCUUGCAUGAGAGGAUUUAUUAAUAAAAUACUUCCGCUGUGAAUAUUUGGUAGAAAAGUUGGGAGCAUUGUAUAGAUAUUUGGUUUGAUGCGACUUUGCGAGUGUUAUAACUUGCUGGUGCGUACUACGUAUUUUCUUAUGGGUACUUUGAGAGUUUAUU